Messenger RNA from Cyclopterus lumpus (lumpfish), 2840 nucleotides. RefSeq names its product bromo adjacent homology domain-containing 1 protein. Lineage: Eukaryota; Metazoa; Chordata; Actinopteri; Perciformes; Cyclopteridae. Bases 131 to 2734 code for a protein of 867 amino acids. Gene Ontology annotation, molecular function: chromatin binding. The transcript has 7 exons. The record is from RefSeq and is a predicted model, not a curated record.
CCACCACCACCACCAACACCUCCGCUCUCGCUUCACCCGCAGAUUGUGCUCGACGGUUCCCGGCUGUUGGCAGGAGGACGUGUACGCGCGCGCGCGUCGGCGAGCCGCCCCCCCCGUGGAGAAGAAUGUGAUGACUCACGCCAGGCAGAAGGGUUCCCCCGGGCCGAGCGACGGGGCCGCCGAGUGGUGGGACGGCUGCCCUCUUUGGCCACGCGGCGGCGCCGGCACCAUGGGCGACACCUGGCCCGAGCGCUCGCUCCGAUUCGGGCGGACGAAGAAGAUCGCCGAGGUCAUCAAGCAGAGGAGAGUCCCGGCCAAGAGGGCGGACGACAAGAAAGGGAAGACAGAAAAAUCGGAUCAUCGGAACAGAAAACUGGACCGGAGGCGCGACAAGAAACGGGACAGGAAGUCGUACCCGUUGCGCGGACGGGCUGCGGGUUCGGACGGGGAGGGGCUCAGCUGCCACGUCCUCCUCACCCGAUUGGAGGAGAGCAUCCGAGAGCGGAAGAGUUCCGAAGAAAGGGCGCGGAGGGAGGCGUCUCUCAGACCCAAACCCCCAAAGUCGAAAAGCGUCAAAAGAAAAGAGGCAAAGCCUCGACCAAAAACCAAAUCGAAGUCAAACAGCCCGAGUCGCCACGAGUGCAUUGAUGUCCCGCAACCUCGCAAGCGCAGGCUGGCCUCGCUCAAUGCCGAGGCGGUGAACAGUCUGCUGCUCGAAACAGCCACCGAGUCUCAUUCGGCAGCUAAGCAGGCCAGAAGACGGGAGGAGCCCACCAACAGAGGGACUUCACUGGAUGCAAAACCAGCCAGAAGCGGCGGAGGUCUGAAGGCCACACGGGGAACCGUCGGUAAAGCCUCCGCGUCUCACAAACGCAAACGAUGCCGAAGCUCCAAGCAGGUCGAGAAGGUCAACCGAGCAGAGAUGAGUCAGGAAAGUCUGGAUGCCCCCGCCCCCAGAAGGUUGGCGGGACUCAACGCCGCAGCCCUGCUAAAGUUAACCAGCUCCUCUGCCACCAGUAAGCAGCGAGUAAAGAAUACACCCACAGCUACUAUCACGUCAGACUGCAAGGCCCCCGCCGCGGCCACGGCCCCGAAGCGCCACUCCGGGGUCAAACACAAGGGUCGCUCACAGAAGCAGACGGGGAGAAAGGUGGCCCCCCUGCACGGCGGCUGCACGGCCUGCGAGAAGAAGGCGGACUUUGAGCCCAAAGUGGAGUGGGACACCGGCAGCUGCACCCAUAGACUGACCAAACCGGGCUACCAGUCUCGCAGCAUGCUCGCGUACCCCUUGAAGCAAGUGAAGGAAGAGCAGCUGGAGACGGAACUGAGCCCGUACUACUGCUGCCCGCCGGAGGGCUCGGUGGAAUACUGCCACCGUUUGGCCUUCUUCCUGGGCCAGCAGCCCUACGGGGGAUCGGACGCUGCGCCGCUCAACUCGGCCAUGGCCCCUGUGAAGCGCGAGUGCCUCGUGACUGCGCCGCCACUGCCCCAUUCCCACCCGCACGCGGCCCUCACCCUCAGCCCCCACCCCUGCCUCUGCACCGCCGAGCACUGCUUCUCCAGCUACUACGUGCACAUCGCCCACCCGACGCACGCCGGGACGACGACGACGACGUCGGCGGCGGGCAUGGCCUCGCGACCUCUGAACUUUGCCCCCUCCGGUAUGUGCCCCAAUCGGACGACGGGCUCCAAGCUGCCCCACCACGCCUACUGCAACUCGGUGGCCUCGCCCUGUUACGGUGACGCCUGCGGGAUCGGCGGCUACGCCUACAGAGCCAUGCCUCCCGUCACCAGCAGGGGGUGCUCCUUCAGUACAGGGUGCGCCGGGUGCACACACGGUAUCAAAACAGAGGGUUACUCUUCCCCUCAAGGUGACCACAGCCCCUCCCUCCUCGCCCCCCCGCCCCUGCCCAUCUCCAGCUGCCCUCUCUCCAGCGCGCCCACCUCCACCCAGACUCGACCCCGCCCGCUGUCAGGGCGAGACCAGCCCCAGGCCCGGUUAAAGCUGGCCCCCGAGCGCCCUCGGAGCAACGAGUCCGCCGCCGGCUCCCCGUCCGUUGGACGCUCACGGCCGCCCCAGAGACAGCCGCCGCCGCCGCCGCCGCCCCUGCCGAACCUCGGCGGCGCCAAACAAAAGAGAGUCAGCCGCAGACGAGCCACCAACGGUUGGAGGCCCGUCGGAACGCCAACGGAGAGGGAGGUCUUCAUCGCGGGAGAGGAUGAGACGGCCCCGCGGCAGUGUUACGAGGGAGUGGAGCGGGACGGGGAAGUGAUCCACAUCAGAGACACCGUGCUGCUUCGAUCGGGCCCCAGGAAGAAGACCCUCCCUUACGUCGCCAAGAUAUCGGCGCUGUGGGAUGACCCCAAAACAGGAGAGCUGAUGAUGAGUCUUUUCUGGUACUACCGUCCUGAGCACACACAGGGAGGCCGAGAUCCAAGCGCACACUGUGAGAAUGAGAUCUUCGCCUCUCGGCAUCAGGAUGAAAAUAGCGUGGCCUGCAUAGAAGACCGAUGCUACGUCCUCCCACUAGCCCAGUACUGUAGAUUUUGUGCCUUGGUGAAGCGGCGUGCCGAAGGCGCCCCACCCAGCAGCGCCAACGUGGUGCCCUGCCGGCCCGACUUCGCCCCCCCCUCCCACCGCUGUGUGCCCACGGACGUCGACCCCGAGCUGGUGUAUCUCUGCCGGCACGUCUACGACUUCCGCUUCGGACGCGUCCUGAAGAACCUGCAGUAGAGGGGGGGCGGGGCAGGGCGGGGGGUGAACUAAUCGGAACUUGGCUCCGCCUCCCGCACAGAGAGCUGAAGGACUACGCGCCCCGGUCUUUUCUGCUGGGGGAUGU